AUGAUGGAGCUAGGGUUAGAGUAUUCAUGUAUCCAAGCAAUAUAUAAGAUUUUAGUUGUGCAGAUAGCAAGUGGAACCUUUCUGCUUGAGGCUUCUCUUUUAUCCAUGGAGAUGUUCUCCAAUGUUGUGAAGAAAGGGUUAGGUCUAUUGGCUACGGAUAGUUUAAUGUUUGAGGACAAGAGGACAAAGCCAUUUGUGGAAUUGUAUGCGACAAAUGAAAGCAAAUUCUUUGAGGAUUUUGGUCAUGCUAUGCGUAAGGUAAGUGUUUUGAAUGUUAAGGUGGGGAAGAAGGGAGAGGUACGAAAUAGGUGUGAUUCUUUCAACAACCUUGAUACUAAUUGA
This is a messenger RNA of Vicia faba (fava bean), 342 nucleotides long. The record is from the annotation of a GenBank genome assembly. NCBI's taxonomy places the organism in Eukaryota, Viridiplantae, Streptophyta, Magnoliopsida, Fabales, Fabaceae.